AUGAUACCACUCCGGCCUAGCACCGCACGCCCCAUCCAACUCGUCGCGCACCACCGCGGCCCACUGCGCCGGCACGGAUCUCGCCUCGCCUCGUACGCAGCGGACAACACCCCCGCCAACCCCAGAAGCAGCGACUUCGUCAAGAUCGUAGAGGUCGGCCCGCGCGAUGGGCUGCAGAACGAAAAGGCGGUCAUCCCGCCCGCGACAAAGGUCGAGCUGAUCAACAGGCUCGCGCGCGCCGGCAUGCGCACCAUCGAGGUCGGCAGCUUCGUCAGCCCCAAGUGGGUCCCGCAGAUCGCCGCUGACGCUCGCGCCCGCGUCCCCUCCGCGCGGCAGAUGGCAGGCACGGCGGACGUCGUGCGCCAGAUGGACCUCCACCCGGGCGUCACCUACCAAGCCCUCGUACCCAACGCCCACGGGCUCGCCGCCGCCCUCCCCUUCCUCCCCUCCAGCUCCGGAUCCAGCACCCCCGCGCGCCUGACCGAGGUCUCCAUCUUCACCGCCGCGACGGACGCCUUCUCGCUCGCGAACACAAACGCGACCGUCGCCGCGUCCCUCGCACGCCUCGCGCCCGUCGCGCGCGCCGCGCUCGAUGCGGGCGCGCGUGUGCGCGGGUAUGUGAGCGUCGCGGUCGCGUGCCCGUACAGCGGUGCGGUCGACGCGGAGCGGGUGCGCGAUGUUGCGCGGGAGCUGCUUGAGAUGGGGUGCUACGAGGUCAGUCUCGGGGACACGACGGGGGAGGGCACGCCCGCGACCGUCUCGCACAUGCUCGAGACGGUCCUCGCCCGGUGUCCGGUGUCCAAGCUUGCCUUCCACGACACCUUCGGCAUGGGCGUCGCCAACGCGCUCGCGGCGCUCUCCCUCGGCCUGCGCACGCUCGACGCCUCCGUCGGCGGGCUCGGCGGGUGCCCGUACUCCCCUGGCGCGACGGGCAACGUCGCGACCGAGGACGUGCUCUAUGCGCUGCGCGGCUCGCGGUACACCGCCGCGGGCGACCUCGCGCGGCUCGUCGAGACCGGGUGCUGGAUCUCGGAGGUGCUCGGGCGGGAGAACGCGAGCCUCGUCGGGCGAGCGCUGACCGCGCGGAAGCGGCGCGAGGAGGAGAAGGAGAAGGAGGGCGGGAGGGCGGGGGGCGAGGCGAGGUUGUGA
Heterobasidion irregulare TC 32-1 is the source of this 1149-nucleotide messenger RNA. RefSeq lists its product as uncharacterized. The record is from RefSeq and is a predicted model, not a curated record. The transcript is spliced from 3 exons. Gene Ontology annotation, biological process: ketone body biosynthetic process; L-leucine catabolic process. Lineage: Eukaryota; Fungi; Basidiomycota; Agaricomycetes; Russulales; Bondarzewiaceae. Bases 1 to 1149 code for a protein of 382 amino acids. Gene Ontology annotation, molecular function: hydroxymethylglutaryl-CoA lyase activity.